GAGAAGUGCUUUCUGCCCGCUCAGCACCCACUGGUCUCUGCCGACCUGAAACCAUAAGUGGCUGCUGACCCACAUCCACACUGAGUGCCGUGGGGCACUACCUGCACCUGCAGGAAGCGAGGGGGUCCCCUGCACGGGGCAUCCCCCCGGACUGGCCACGGGCAGCUUUGCUGGGCAACAUUGGAGCUGAGGAAAGCAGGCUGAGAGGUGGAUUAGCUCUGUUGUGAGGACAUAGUUGCCUGGGAGGAAGGAGUGGAGCACGAGAGACCACUUGAGGGGUGCUGGAUUCCUGCAGACAUCACCCUGUGCCCAGCUGACGGUGUGCCCACCAUGGAGCAAAGAGCCAGCAGGACCAUCUAACCAGGUGCCCUCAUCCAGACCUGGGAAGUGUCAGGCAGAGGGACAAGGGAACGCUGCUGACGGAUCUUCUCAGCCCUUGGCAGUUCAGCCCGUGCUCAGGAGGUCGUCACUUCAUUGUGCAGGCUAGACGAUGGGGAGACCUGACCCAGAGGAAGGGCAGCUCCCAGCUGCUGUGAAGCCCCCAGAUGGUGGCUGGGGCUGGAUUGUGCUCUUCGGCUGUUUUGUGAUCACUGGCUUCUCCUAUGCCUUCCCAAAAGCCGUCAGUGUCUACUUCAAGGAGCUCAUGAAAGAUUUCCACGUGGGCUACAGUGAUACAGCCUGGAUCUCCUCCAUCAUGCUGGCCAUGCUUUAUGGGACAGGACCAGUAUGCAGCAUCAUGGUGAACCAGUUUGGUUGCCGGCCUGUGAUGCUCAUCGGUGGGCUGCUAGCUUCCUCUGGGAUGAUCCUGGCAUCUUUUACAACUAAUAUCAUUGAGCUUUAUCUGACAGCUGGCGUGCUGACAGGUCUGGGCAUGGCGCUGAACUUCCAGCCUUCCCUGAUCAUGCUGGGCACCUACUUUGACAAGCGUCGGCCUCUUGCCAAUGGACUGGCUGCCGCUGGAAGCCCUGUCUUCCUUUCCUCCCUCUCUCCACUGGGGCAAGUGCUGCUGGAAAAGUUUGGUUGGCGAGGAGGGUUCCUUAUCAUGGGGGGCCUUCUGCUUAACUGCUGCACUUGUGGGGCAGUCAUGAGACCCCUGGAUAUGGGCAUGAAGCGGAAGAUGGAGAAAGCUCAGGACAAAUACGAAGCCAAGGAGAUGCUGCCCAUAGGAGGGAAAUCAGAGGAGGGAAUCAGCACCGCUGAUGGAAUCAAGAAAGCUAAAAAAGCCAAGAAGAAGCCCAAGAAAGGGAAGAAGCUUCUGGAUUUUAGUAUCUUUUCCAACCGAGGGUUUAUCAUUUAUACCAUUUCAAAGUUCAUCCUGGUCUUGGGUCUCUUUGUGCCCCCCAUAUUGCUGGUCAACUACGCUAAGGACACAGGCGUACCAGACACAGAGGCUGCAUUCUUGCUCUCCAUCAUUGGUUUCAUAGACAUCUUUGCUCGUCCAGCUUGUGGCAUGGUGGCAGGGUUGAAGUGGGUCCGCCCUCACGUGGCAUACCUGUUCAGCUUUGCUAUGCUCUUCAAUGGCUUGACAGACAUCUGCAGUGCCAGGGCUAGCAAUUACACAGGACUGGUCAUCUUCUGCGUCUUUUUUGGCAUCUCUUAUGGCAUGGUGGGUGCACUGCAGUUUGAGGUGCUGAUGGCCAUUGUUGGCUCCCAGAAGUUCUCCAGUGCCAUUGGGCUGGUCCUACUUAUCGAGGCUUUUGCUGUGCUCAUCGGUCCACCCUCUGCAGGUCGCUUGGUCGAUGCCCUCAAGAACUACGAGGUGAUCUUCUACCUGGCGGGCUCAGAGGUGGUGCUAUCUGCUCUCUUCCUGGCCAUGGCCACCUACUGCUGCCUGAAUCGGGGGAAGAAGAAGGAACCUCCUCCAGAGAAGAACCUAUCCAGGGCCGGCGGGAGUGACACUGAGGAAGCAGAGUCUGAUGUGCAGGAAGCAGAGGAGCACAGCAGCAACAACCACCAGCUGUCCCACAGCACCGACAAUGCCGUGGUGGUGGCCAGUGAGGAGGCCAACCAUGUGGCUGAGGAGCAGAGUGGGGAGGGAGGUGGGUGUCCCGAGGGGGACGGGGAGGUGUCUGCACAAGAUGGCUGCAACGCUGACCAGAUGGUGGAGAGGGACAGUUUUUAGCCAAGGCAGAGGAACAAGGAUGUAUAAAACUGGCCUUGUUUGCAUGCACCUCAGCAUGGGAUGGUAGGUGGGAUAUGGGGAAGGGAAGGCUGAGACAAAAGCAGAUGUAAGAAGAGGGAGACGUAUAAGAAUAGCUCAUCCUUAUAUAUAUAUAUCCACAUACCUACCCAGUGAUACAACUACUUGCAUACAGCACCCAUGCUGGUACAACACAGGCUCAGAGCCACCCAAACACCAAAAAGAAAAAAAGAAAAGACAAAAAAAAAAAUCUUCUUUUCCUACUUCCAAAUCAGCCCUGGAGAUGAUGGUCUUUUGAAGAGGCCAUCAAGGACUCUCCUUUUCCUUCUGCAUUGUCACAAUACAGAACACAAACAAUUAGAGACUCUUUGUAAUCAGAUCCUGGUACGCUUUGGUCUGGUGUCAGUGUUUCCUCUGCCCCACCUCCACGGUCGGGGUAACGGCAGACUAUCUAGCAGUAGGUUUAAGGGUGGUGUAAUUCGUAGCUAUCGUCUGGGUCACCUCCAGCUGCGGCCAGCAUGGGGGUAGAUGCUGCGGUCCCUAACGUACCUCCCUCAGGCACUGCCAGCUGGUGGGACGCCAGCUCUGACCACCUCCAUCUGGUACAUCUUUUGUAGGAAGUAAAGCUAGGGCAGUGACACGUGGUGCUGCUUUUCCAAGUGGGAAAGUGCUGGGUUAGAGGCUGCUGCUGAGAUGCAAGAAGAAGACAUCUAAGACAAAUGGCAUUAGGUGAGCAGCCACGAGACGGAGCCUUGCCGACAGGAAUAGCAGCGAGCCAGCUUUAACUAGGCUGAAGUGAGUCCUGUUGAUGUGUGAAGGGAACAACUUGGCCCCUAUGGGGGUGGGGGUUCCAGGGCAGGUAAAUAACUGUGUCCCAAGCAAUCAUCCACUCAGCAGGAAUGGCACCAGAUGCAUGUGUGUUUUCCUUUUAAAUAGAGAAAAACCCCUUAUGUAAAGGAAUCAGAGGUAAGGCAGAAGGACAAGCCACAGCGCCUGGGUGCCACUAACAAGGGUGUUGGAGCACGUGGUAAGGCAGGCAUGACCCCCCUCACCCCCGCUGCAGUGGUGGAUUUCUAGAUUCAGAGAGGACAACCUUCCCUGGCAUGCUUAAACCACCCCUAAUCUGCUUUAGGACUGGAUCUUUUAUAAACACCCCUGGGCAAAGCCCUUCCGGUUUCCUGAACUGCUUCACCUCAGGGGCCCUGGGGGUAACCUGUGACUGUAGUGAGGGAUCAAAAAACUAAGCAGAGGCUACAGGGGAGGGGGACAGGGGGCAGCUCCUGGGGCCAUCAAAAUAGAUGUUUCAUUUCAGACCAGACUAACUACAAAUUAAUGGGUAAUGGCUGAAGUCUGCAUGAGCCGUAAAGCCAUUUAAACCCAAGCAGGGGAGUGGGGACACGAAGGACAGCGUUUCAUUCCAGAUGCUCCCAAGCAAAGAGCAGAUUAUAAGCAAAAUAAAGCUGCUGAAGAAUGUCAGUUUAAGAAGACGUAAGAACUGGAAAUUGGAGGGGAGAAGGUAAACCCCAUGGGGCUGUACCUUGUCACCACUGUUGUUAGUUUUGGUUGUGAACCAGUCACGGCAGUGACUUUGGGCUUUUUCCUAUUCAAACCCACUUAGAAAGAUCCCAAAUCAGACUAAGCACCACAACAAACCCCAGAUGCAAAGCUCUGGGAGAACGAGAAGCAGCAGGGAGGGUGAUGGAGCCGUGCAGGUAUUCAUUCACUGCUCCUCAAGCUUGUUCUCCCCUCCCCACAAGGUGAGAUCACCAUUUCUGCCCUGCUUGACCAAGUAGCUCUGCAGCUCUCGCCAGCAAACCUCUGGCCCCCAGGCAGGGUUUUCCUUAUUUACCAAUACCCACUCCAAGAAGCAGCUCACAUCUUCCCAGAAGUCCAAGGUCCACAGUAUGAAAACAACUGCCUUUGUCAGCCAGGCAGGUCACUAGAACAGGGUCCCCUCUACUUCCUUGUCACCAGUCAACAUCUCCCACCAAGCCUCCUGCUCUUAUAUCUUUUCACAAAAGGACAUAAAAGCCCUUAGGUUACAAGACCUCGCUAUAGAUGGUGCUGUAAGAUACUCAGACCUCUUCUCUCCCCCUCCACUGGUCAGGCUGCAAAAAACCUGGCACCGCUGCCUUCCACUUCCGUCGUCGGCUUUCAGGCAGGCU
Messenger RNA from Falco peregrinus (peregrine falcon), 4305 nucleotides. RefSeq names its product solute carrier family 16 member 8 (gene SLC16A8). Gene Ontology annotation, molecular function: monocarboxylic acid transmembrane transporter activity. Gene Ontology annotation, biological process: monocarboxylic acid transport; transmembrane transport. The record is from RefSeq and is a predicted model, not a curated record. Gene Ontology annotation, cellular component: membrane. Lineage: Eukaryota; Metazoa; Chordata; Aves; Falconiformes; Falconidae. The transcript is spliced from 5 exons. The coding region runs from base 491 to 2122 and encodes 543 amino acids.